Molecule: messenger RNA, 789 nt
Organism: Angiostrongylus costaricensis
Lineage: Eukaryota; Metazoa; Nematoda; Chromadorea; Rhabditida; Metastrongylidae
Source: the annotation of a GenBank genome assembly
AUGGAGACGUUCAUCGAGAUCAGCUCCACACAAGGGCUAACGGCUCGUUUCUCACCGUUAGGAGCUACGCUGACGUCUCUACUUGUUCAGGGCCGUGAUGGGAAGCCCGUCGACGUCGUUCUAGGCUUCGAUACCUAUAAAGACUAUCUAAAUGAUACGAUGUACAUGGGCCGAACAGUUGGCCGAGUUUGUAAUCGCAUCCGCUACGGUCGAUUUACGUUCGACGACCGACAGUUCGAACUUCCCAUCAACGCUCCGCCACAUCAUUUACACGGUGGACCUCAAGGAAUAGCUUUGAAAGAAUGGAACGUUGUUCGGCAAACUCCCACGUCGGUCUCGUUCAGAAUGUGCACGAACGAAGCUGAGGACGGUUUCCCAGGAGAUGCGAAAAUAGAUGUGACUUACACAGUGAACGAUCGGAAUCAGCUGUUGAUUGAACACGGAGCGAAUUGUGCAACAGCUGGCGUGUUGAACCUCACAAAUCACUCGUACUGGAAUCUCGACGGAAGUCAAUCAGUGAAGAAUCACUUGCUGAAACUUGGGGCCGACUCCUACCUCCCUACUGAUCAAGACGAUUUGCCUACAGGCGAAAUUCGGCCGGUGAAGGGAAGUCGAUUCGAUUUUUCUGAGCAAAAGCUUCUGGAAAGCCUUCUUGACCAGGAUGGUAACAUCGACAUCGACAACGAUCUCAUUCUUCGACCAGCCAGACAUCCACAUCGGGCAUUUUCGUACGAGUUAUCACUCACUAUCUUUUUUAAAGUGUUUGCAUUUAUGAAACAACCACAAUGA